AUGCUUCUUCUUCUUCUCUUCUGCUUUGAGCCUUUGAUUCUUUAUCUUCUUUUUCUUCCUUCGAUCCAGCCAUCUCCUCCGCCUAGCCAAUUCGACCCUUCUCUGCUAUAUACGAUCCCUCGAAUUUGUAGGAUUUUUGCAAUUUUUGGAAACAGAUCUUUGAAAUCGGGAAAUUUCAAGGAAUCUAAAGUUGGGUUGUUUAGUCCUCAGCUACAUAGAAGUUCUACAUAA
Microthlaspi erraticum is the source of this 231-nucleotide messenger RNA. Lineage: Eukaryota; Viridiplantae; Streptophyta; Magnoliopsida; Brassicales; Brassicaceae. The record is from the annotation of a GenBank genome assembly.